UCCAAUGGGAAAUGGCAGGGGUGGAGCCGAAACAACCAAUCUGGCCAAUGAUUGGGCGUCAGUUAACUACGCUCACGAUGCCAUGGCAACCGCUAACUUACUCGCCAGUCUUUAACUGACAUUCGUCCAAGUCCGGUGAAACACACGACCGCACAUUCACGCUGCUCAUUUGUUUCACGUGUUUCAACAACCCCUCUGCGACCGAUCUAGCCGACUGACUACCCACUUGCCCGUAUGCGUCGCGCGUUCCAACCGCGUCCGGUGUGUUUGUGUCCGAUGUUCGUUUAGACCCUGCAACCCCCGUCUAUAAUAAAUAAAAAAUCCACACAACCAUGUCCGACCACGAGCUGACGGAAGAGAUGUCCGACCACGAGAUAAACGUCCUGGACACGGACAGCCGACUAUCGCACAGUGACAGUGAGGCGAGGAGCCACUGCUCCAGCCCGGAGAACGUGUCCACGUCGCACAGCUCCACCAACACCACCCUGCCCUUCAGCAUCUCCAACUUGCUGGGGAAGAAUUUCGAACAGAAGCCGGAAUCGGACGCGGGCGCCCUGUACCAGCAUCCCGGCUUCCAGCAGCGGAGCCCGUUGGGCCUGGUGCCGUCCGGGUUCUACGGCCAGGGCGUGCUGAGGGUGCCGGCACACAGGCCGCUGGGCGGGCCCGGCAGUCCCGGUGCCGUGUUCAACCCCUGGAUCAGUCUGGAUCCGGUGCUGCAGCGGUCGGCGGCCGCCGCCGCUUUCGCGUCGCAGGUUGUCAAGGAUAGAUUAGCAGCCAUUUUUCCAAUGACGGACGAUAAUUGUAACCAGUUUCCGAAACUAUCAACGUUCCCGAUGACGAGGCGGAUCGGACACCCGUACCAAAACAGGACGCCGCCGAAACGGAAGAAACCCCGUACGUCGUUCACCCGUCUCCAAAUCGCCGAGCUGGAGAAACGGUUUCACAAACAGAAGUACCUGGCGUCCGCGGAACGGGCGGCGCUCGCCAAAACCCUCAAAAUGACCGACGCCCAGGUGAAAACGUGGUUCCAGAACCGACGGACGAAAUGGAGGCGACAGACGGCGGAAGAAAGGGAGGCGGAGAGACAGGCGGCCAACAGACUGAUGCUGUCCCUGCAGGCGGAGGCCCUGUCCAAAGGUUACAUGAGCGAGGGCCCGCCCCCGGCCCAAGGUCCAGGCGACACCGCCCUAAGUGCCCUUCAGAACCUGCAGCCCUGGGCGGGACCGUACAACGCGCCUCAACCGGCCCUGGCCGAAUCCAUGUGUUGAUCUGUUGAUCCGUUUAUUGAUUUCGAUCAUUUUUGUUUUCUAUUGAUUUGUUGAGCCGCCCGACGGAACACUGGCGUGGGCGGAUGUGUAAAUAGUAAAAGUGUGCAAUACGGUCCGAGUGUGUUGGGACGAUUGAUUAUUGACUUGGAGGAAAACGUUUUCUGUGGAUGCAGGUUCGGUGGAUACUCUUCUUUUUUUUUGGUACGGGCGUCAGAAAGAUUCGUGAUCUCAGAUGCGGCUCUCGUUCGUGUUGGUGCGACACGCGUUUGGGCCUUGCAAAACAAAUUACCGGACUGAUAAUGUAAAUUUACAGGACGGUUAUAUUACAUUAUAUGUUGACAGCGGUAACAACCAUUACAACGAUCGACUAUCCAUUAUCAUACGUGAAAUCUAGCGGUAAUGUCAUAGUAUUAAAUUCACUUUCUGACGUAAAUGUAUUAUUAAAACCGAAAAUGUCAUUACAGAAUUUGUAGUGUGAUCUAUGUAUAAUAAACAUUAUAAUUGUAGAUAAUGAGUUAUUAUUAUAAGCACUAGAAUAUGGCAUUAAAAAAAUAAAAUAUAUGAC
Molecule: messenger RNA, 1833 nt
Organism: Aethina tumida (small hive beetle)
Lineage: Eukaryota; Metazoa; Arthropoda; Insecta; Coleoptera; Nitidulidae
Product: T-cell leukemia homeobox protein 3
Exons: 4
Coding region: 333-1268 (311 amino acids)
Biological process (GO): regulation of transcription by RNA polymerase II; animal organ development
Cellular component (GO): nucleus
Molecular function (GO): DNA-binding transcription factor activity, RNA polymerase II-specific; RNA polymerase II cis-regulatory region sequence-specific DNA binding
Source: RefSeq, a predicted model, not a curated record